AACAUUGUUAAAAUAUGCAAUACAUGUGCAUGGUGCCAUUGUUUCAUAAACCCGGUAAACAACAAUUAACACGCCUGGGAAAAUCCAUCUCAGCUUUUCUGCAGGUGACCUUGAUGUUAAAUUGUAGAAAGAGGAGCGAUCACAGCUUGGGAAUAGGGAAUUUCCACAUUGACACAAGGGAGGAGAGAACCUGUUGCUCUGUCAGUGUGUGUAACUGUAUAUCAGGAAGGGGCAUCGUAUCAUUCACCAGCUUACAGCUCAAGUGACUGCUAUGGCUGCAAGCAGGAACCUGGCUGUGUCCCUUGUCCUCAUCUUCAUUGUACUUGUGACUGCUUCACAAGCAUUUGGGAUGUUCAGUUGCUGCGUCCGUUACACUCCUAAGAAGCUCAGUCUGAAAGCAAUUGAAAACUUCUACACGCAAGAUUCCAGGGGGGUCUGUAACAUUGAUGCUGUGAUUUUCACAGUCCGGCGUCCUUGUAAAUCGAAAAAUAAAGCUCCAAUCCAAGUGUGCGCAGACCCCACACAGAUAUGGGUUCAACGCAUCAUGGCACAUUUUGAAAAUCCUACCAAGCUCCGGAAAUUGAAGAAUCAACAUAAGAAAUGCAAACGUCAGAGAAAAACGUAUGGUUAAAACAGUGCUGGGCUGGAUGAUGAAGUCCACCAUGGCGUUCCUUAUACAGCAGCCAAAUAUAACUAUUAUCUACACAUUCCUUUGCAUACUAAGUAGCUCUUCCAUUGUCUUUGCUUUGAAAGGUUAGGCAGGGGGGUGGGGCUGGGGGUGUUAUGGUUAGGCUGCGGAAGGGUUGGGUGAGGGGUAGGGGCAAUGGCACUGUGAGGGGAGUGGGUACUCUUACCUGGCAGCAGCACUCCUCAGCCCAGCAAACGCCACAGUGUGGCCAGGGAGGCUGCUGCGGAGUCUCCUCCACCUGUGCGGGUGGGGGAAGCACCACCCUCCUGCAUUUGCCCCAUGUUGAGCAGAUCACUGUACCCCCCCCCUGUUCAGCGCGCAGUGCCACUUAGCGGAGCAUACAUUCCCCCCUAUAUAUUGUCUAAGGGGGCGUGGCCAUGCCCCCCCAAAAAAGUACCUGGGCCCGGCUAGCUCUCUACAGCCCUGGGUAGGGGUAGGGUGUGGGUUAAAAUACUGGAAUCUGUCAGCAUUCUGAACGUUGGGAUUCCGCUGGUUGGGAAACUGAUAAGAGUCACCUGGACAUGGAACAUCUCUGUAACAGCUAGUCUAGCCUUCAUUUCAUAAAGUGACACAUACAGUAGAAGAUAAAAUGUAUAGAAUGUGGGAGCUGUGGACCAGGAAAAGGCUUGACCAGUCCCCAGCACCACUCGGAUGAUGGCUGGCUCAGCAUCAUGGCACAAAGAUUGUAAAGUCGACAGUUUUUUGUUUCUUUUGAAACUAAAUCUGUGUUCUUUCUUUCGAUUCAUAUUGCAUCAUAUAUGUAUUAUAGCUUGUAAAGCUGUGAAGGACCAUUCAUUGACUUUGUUCUCAAACGUUUUCUUUUUUUUUUUUUAUAAAGAAACAAUUGUAUAAUAAAUUGAUAAAUUGUAUUGUCAGCAAAAUCCUCAGAUUAUUAAAUUCUGUUUCUUAGUUUCUGGGGGAUGUUUAAGGAUUAAUUUAAAUAAACUUUUUAUACAUUA
Messenger RNA from Pseudophryne corroboree (corroboree frog), 1647 nucleotides. RefSeq names its product C-C motif chemokine 20-like. Bases 272 to 631 code for a protein of 119 amino acids. Gene Ontology annotation, biological process: immune response. The record is from RefSeq and is a predicted model, not a curated record. Lineage: Eukaryota; Metazoa; Chordata; Amphibia; Anura; Myobatrachidae. The transcript has 4 exons. Gene Ontology annotation, cellular component: extracellular region. Gene Ontology annotation, molecular function: chemokine activity.